AUAGUCAUGGCAACUAAGAAAAUCGUCAAGCCUCGGGGACAAGAGCCGGAUGAGUGGGACACGAAGGUGGCUUCCGAGCUUAUGAACCUUGAGAACAACAACCCCGAGUGGAAGGCCGACCUGAAGGACCUGUACAUCACCGCGGCUAAGGAGGUGGACGUCGGGAAGACCCAAGCGAUCGUCGUCUUCGUCCCAUACAGGCUCUUGAAGGCCUACCACAAGAUCCAACAGCGUCUCGUCCGAGAGCUGGAGAAAAAGUUUAGCGGCUCGCACGUGGUGGUGAUCGCGCAACGCACCAUCCUGGGCAAGUCUUACGGACGUUCCACCAAGACCAAGGGACCCCGACCCCGGUCGCGCACACUGACGGCGGUACAAGACGCGAUCCUGGAGGACCUGGUCUACCCCACCGAGAUCGUGGGGAAGCGGACGCGCUGCAAGGUGGACGGCACGAAGACCCUCAAGGUCUUCCUGGACAACAAGGAUCAGAUGAACGUGGAUUACAAGCUCGACACCUUCAAGGAGGUGUACAAGAAGCUCACCAAUAAGGAGGUGGAAUUCACCUUCUUCGUCAAGCAGACAGAGGCCUGAGGGGUGUUGGGGGGGAGCGGGCGGAAAGGGGAGUCACGCUCUUGGCUCGCGAGGGUCUGGGCGAGAGGGAGUGUGGGCUGAGCGCUGCCAGUAGAGGCAGGCCGUAAGAAUACUGCAAAAGAAAAAACUCGCGAGUGAAAAGAAAGAGGGCAAGAGCUGGGGGGGGGAUCGGGGACCGGCCUCGGCGUGCCUUCAUUUUUGGUUUUCGGAUCGAGGUGGUUUUUUUAAGCUUCUUCGGCGAGACUGAGCCCUCGCGUCUGCUUCCACUCCUCAAACUUGCUCUCCGACGUAUACUGACUCAAGCACGCGUUCA
Nannochloropsis gaditana CCMP526 is the source of this 901-nucleotide messenger RNA. RefSeq names its product small subunit ribosomal protein S7e (gene RP-S7E). Gene Ontology annotation, biological process: rRNA processing; ribosomal small subunit biogenesis; translation. Gene Ontology annotation, molecular function: structural constituent of ribosome. The record is from RefSeq and is a predicted model, not a curated record. The transcript has 4 exons. Gene Ontology annotation, cellular component: ribosome; 90S preribosome; small-subunit processome. Bases 7 to 588 code for a protein of 193 amino acids.